GUUUUUACAAAAAGUAUACAAUCUAUUUGGAGAAAAUUCAAACUGGUGUGCCUCAUGAAACUAGCAGAGACAUGUCAAUCCAACAAGAAGAAUGCAAGAUUUGAAAGCAUGGAUUCUGCAAUGCUAUUUUUUCAAGCUCGCCAGUGGUUUUCAACAAAGAGAAUAAUCCUCCUUUCACAACUACUUGUCCAACUUCAAAUUUAAUGCGGAGUCCUUCAUGUAAACAAAGUCUAAUAAACUAUUUGCCAGACAAUAGGACUAAUAAUCACAAUACAAAAAAUGUAAUGAAAUCUGUUAGAACUCCAAAGUCAUUGUCAACAAAUCUUUUUCGCUCUCAAUCAGAAACAAUGUUGCAAAAUGAUGAUCAGAAUCUAUUAUCUUCAUCAAAGUUCACAUCAGAAGAGAAACUAAAAGUCAUCAAUAAAAAUGCAUCAAAUCCUCGAUUAUCCGGGGACAAAACUCCAGUUACUCACUUUUGUACACCAAAACAUACAGUCUCACGUUCAGGAGCUAGCAGUUCUGCGAAAAAACCUGCUAAACGAUAUUUUAGUGAUAAUACUUUAUCUCAAACUCCAGAAUGUUUUAAUGUAGUACAUUUAGGAACUCCUAGAACAAAAACUGAAAAUGGAAUUGGAGUGGAGGAGCAAACUUUAUGUGAUGGAGAGAAUAGUAAUUUAACAGUUGGUGUUAGAGUUAGACCUUUAAGUUUUAAGGAGCAAAAUGAGCCAAAGAUUACUUCUAUCAUAGAAGUUAGUAGCCAGAAUAUCAUAGUAGACUGUGAUACAUCACAACAUUCUUUUAUGUACGAUCACUGUUUCAUUUCGUACUCGGAUCCUUUAGUUCCUGGGCAUGCCAAUCAAGAAACAGUAUUUAACAGUAUUGGUUUACCUUUGGUACAUAAUGCAUUCGAGGGAUAUAAUGUUUGUUUAUUUGCAUAUGGUCAAACAGGAUCUGGGAAAAGUUACAGUAUGAUGGGUGCAGAAUCCAAUCAAAUAAAUUCUUUUGAACUCAGUCCAGAUGCUGGUAUCAUUCCGAGAUUUUGUCAUGAAGUUUUUUCAUGCAUUGCCUUAGAUCAUAAUUCAAAUAUCAAUGUUGAAAUAAGUUAUUUUGAAAUUUAUAAUGAAAAAAUUCAUGAUCUUCUGAUAAGUAAUACCAGUAAUACAAAACGAGCUCCUCUAAAAGUACGUGAACAUCCGGUAUUUGGGCCGUAUAUUGUAGAUUUAAGUCAACAUACUGUACAAAAUUUUGAAGAUUUGAAGACAUGGUUAAAAGUCGGCAAUUCACAAAGGGCAACUGCAGCAACAGGUAUGAAUGAAAAAAGUUCCAGGUCACAUAGUAUUUUCAGUAUAAUUCUUACCCAAACACAAUCAAAAUUAUCAACAAACAAAAAGCCAGAAGAUGCUAGUCGAAGAAGUAAAAUAAAUUUAGUGGAUCUUGCUGGAAGUGAAAGACUGAGUAACACUUGUGCCAGUGGUGAUAGAUUAAGAGAAGGAGUGUCUAUAAAUAAAUCGCUUCUUACAUUGGGAAAAGUUAUAGGAUCUCUUGCUGAGAGCACAAACGAACGAAAACGUAGUUUUGUUCCAUAUAGAGAGUCAGUCUUAACAUGGCUUUUGAAAGAAAGUCUGGGCGGAAAUUCGAGGACUGCGAUGUUGGGCACGGUUUCCCCGGCGAACAUCCAUCUGGAAGAAACUCUGGCUACCCUGCGCUACGCUUGCCAGGCCCGGGCGAUCGUGAAUAGAGUGCGAAUUAACGAAGAUCCUCACGAUAAGCUGAUAAGACAAUUGAAAGCCGAAGUUCAGCGACUGCGUGGUAUGCGAGAUGGUUACGAGAAGCGUCUGGGAAUGACGCCUCGAAAUCUCUUGGACGCGAUUGACAACGCGUCCGACACUACGGAGGAAGUCGUGAGCAAACAAAAGGAAAUCGAUCAGUUGAAAGAUCAGUUGAAGAAAAUGGAAGAGCAAUUGUUUGUCUCGCAAAAGUCGUUCGAGGAGAAGCUGCGCGAGGCCCAGCAGAAGAAGAACAGCGAGCUGGCCUACCUCCGCCGCUGCGGUAUCGCCGUCGAGCUGGACGUUCGAGAAAAGCCAAAGCAGCCUUGCUUGGUCAAUCUCGCGGCGGAUCCGAUGCUAUCCGGCACUCUCUUGUAUCUCGUUCCCCCAGGUCGCGUGCGGAUCGGUCGAGCGGCUAAGCCCGGCACGCCGUCCAGCAGACUCGAUAUUGUACUCAACGGGCCACUCAUUAAGAGGCUUCACUGCACCAUCGAAAAUAAUCAUGGAAAACUAACAUUCAUGCCAGAGAAAGAAGGAGAGAACUUUGUUAAUGGAGAGCUGGUUCGAGGAAAAGUGCGAUUGAAACACGGCGACCGAUUAGUUAUCGGAGGUAACCAUUACUUUAAAGUUUGCAAUCCUCAAGAUGAUGUAGACGCUGAUCCUAUGACCGUUCAACCAAUAGAUUUUGAUUAUGCUCACCAGGAAGUACUUCGAAUUCAAGAAGAAAAGUUGAGAGCAGAGUUGGAGGAGUCAAAACGAAAAGCAAUGAAAGAACUGGAAAAUGCGAAAAAAGAAGUUGAAAUGCAAUUGGACUCCCAAAAGUCUACCUACGAGUCGAAGAUAAAACAAUUAGAUUACAAUCUAGAGAAGCACAAGUUAGCUUUGGAAGAGACGAAUCGCAAAAAGAAAGAACUCGAGCGUGAAAAUGAGUUACUUGCUAGCGAAAUUGAAACGAAUAAUAAAAUCAGAAGCUUGGAAGUUGAAGGUUCUGGUAUUAACAUCGCACCAUAUAAAUCGAAUUUCCUUAAAGAACUCGAAGAAAUACUCAACGAAACAACUGCGGACGUAGAAACAGCUUUGUCUGUUCAAACAAGUAUCGAAGCUAUGAAGGUCGGUGGUGUUAGUCUUCACGAGAUACAAUUGUUGGUUAGAGAGGCCACAGAGAGAUGCAGAGACGUUGGCGUAAAUUAUGAAUUUCAUCAACAGCAGAUAGUCAAAGACAAGUACUUACAACCAGUAAUACGUGUUCGAGAUAAAGAUAACAUGCUCGAAAGCUUCUGGGAACCUAUGCACUUUUUGGACUGGAUCCAUCGGUUGAGGGAUCAUGAGCUUGAACACUCCAUUAAGGAAUUGCAGGAUUCCGAGGAUAAAUGGCAAUCAUUCGAGGAGAGCGAUAUAGUUUCAGAUUCUCUGUAUAACAGCCGAAUAUCUGUAAACAUGACUCCCGUCAAGAAACAGUUAAACGAAAGCUUAAGCCACAUGACCCUAGAUGCGUCUUUUCUUGAUGUUUCCGUAACCGAUCAGACCACCGAGUCGGUUAUACAAAAGCGUCGAGAUGAUAUUAACCAAUGCUUAAUUCAGAUAGAGAUCGCUUCAAAGACACUUCAAGGACUCUGCCAGCAAUACGAACCCCGAGAUGUGAGCUGUAAAGUGACGGAGACGCUUCAUAAGGUGAACGCGAUAAUGAAAGACCUAAAAGUUGUCUUGAACGAAAAGCAUGCAGUUGAGAAUAGUGUAGAUGCUGAAAGCGUUAUAAUUGAUGUCAGCAACCGCAAUAGCAUAACCAGUGAAAAUUCUGAAAUUGAUAAGACAGCUCAGCCCUUCGAUCGAGUUAAAAAGUAUUUCACAAAUGACGCCACAUCUACCAAGUCUAAUCUACGGAAUGCGUGUCCGUUUUUUAAGAAAGAUAACUCAUCAAGGUGUGUUCGAUUUAACGUUCAAUGAUAGUUGAUUAUGGGAUAUCCAUAAAACUUUUAUUUCUCGAUUGCAGAUAUAAAAAGUAAGAAGUUUAAUCUUCUAUAGGAUUUGCCGCACGUGACAUUUAUCAGAUUAUAAAGAUAAAAAGAUAUUAUUUUGUUCAAGUUAGAUUUUAAGAAUUUUUACACUGAGUAUCAGAUCUGACUAUUACCAUCAGAUUUUAGUACGUUAUUAUUAUUGCUUACUUUUAAUAAUUUUACACUUCGAUUCUUAGCUAAGCUAUUUAAAAUUUGUGUUGAUUGCAAUAUCUU
Molecule: messenger RNA, 3994 nt
Organism: Phymastichus coffea
Lineage: Eukaryota; Metazoa; Arthropoda; Insecta; Hymenoptera; Eulophidae
Gene: neb
Product: kinesin-like protein KIF14
Exons: 13
Coding region: 204-3710 (1168 amino acids)
Biological process (GO): microtubule-based movement; mitotic spindle organization
Molecular function (GO): microtubule motor activity; microtubule binding; ATP binding
Source: RefSeq, a predicted model, not a curated record